CAUACAGAAUACCGACAUGGAAUUGUCUAUCGUGGCUUGCGUGUGAAAUAAUACCCAGUCUAUUCGAUCUACAUAUUCACUAGACGUCAUCAAUUCUCGUUUUGUCUGCAAAAUAAGGGCCAGGGAAAAGAAAAGUUACAAAUUACAAAAGGUUUGAAUAGCAUAACAUUGAUGGCUGGAUUACCGGAUGUCGGUCGACCUGUUUCAGGACAAAACGAUCCUCCUGAUCCUCACCAUAUGUGGUUGGACGUUCCAGGGAAUCGUCAAAAGAGGAGGGUCUUGCAUCUCUGUGAAGUAUUUGUGAAAGAGAUUGAAGCACAAUUUCUGAACAAACUGGAAAAAGUAAGCGACGAGGCAAGGCGCUCAUUAAGUGGAAACUUAGUGCAGAAAUUCGAAGAUGGGGCAACUAUUUCAAUUGCCGGAUUGGGCAUUGUUGCUGGUUGCACCGCUUUUGCAGCGAGUGCCGCACUCUCGGGCGGUAUUUCAAUUGCUGGAGCCAUAAUAAUUUUGAUUCCAAUAGCCGUAAGAAAAUAUAAUCAAAAAAAGGAAAAAAAUCGUGCUCAAAAGGUCGAGCUGGUUACACACGAGGAAUUCCCUUUCUAUUUAGUAUCGAUAGUUAGAGAUGCUGCAAACGAACUUUCUCGCAUUUUUGAGUACCAGUUAAACGUUUUGAAAUGUGAACGCCAAGUAAAAAUCUUGGCUAAAUGUGCGGUCGAAUUGAUGUUGGAUUUCAAGGGUGAUGAGAAGUUUGAAAGGGAUACAUUGCUAAGGAAGGUGCUACAAGACGGAAAAUUGAAGAAUAAUGAAAAAUUCAAAAUUGAAAAUGAUAAGGAAUGGUCAGCUUUUAGUUUGUUUCGAAAGCCUGGAUUGCGUCGUGGGGAUCAUGGAAAAUUUCUGUUUAAAGUCAAGAAAGGUUGUAACGCUCAGAAGUAUGGAUAUCGCUCUGAGUUUCUUGAAAUGAAGUCUGGUGUCGAUGAGAUUGAAAAUCGCAGAGUGGGAAAGCUGAAAGAGUCAUGUAGCAAAUGUUCGGACGAGGAGUUCAUCCAAGGGAUAUAUUUUGUUGGAUCAAGUAUCGAUGAUGAAUAUAGCACAGUGUGCAGGGAGAAUAAUCCUCCAGAGCAUUCGGAUUACAUUCCAGUCCAUAUUUUGGUGCGAUGUCCCAAAGUUUUGAAUUCCUUUGCCGACAAUCUGAAAGCAGUUCCCUCGUUGUCCAACUUCUUGAAAAACAUGUUCUCCCUUCCUGAAGAUCAUAUCCUACAACCCGUCUUUCGUCGACAUUCACAAGCUAGAGUUUCAAAAUUGUCCGGAGCAGAUCUUACUGGAACGGAUUUGAGCCACGCCGUGUUCAGAGGAUCUUCCCUUAAAGAGUGCAUAUUUAAUAGUUGCUGCAUGUUCUUUGCAGAUCUAUCGCAGGCAAAGCUGUCUGGCUCAACAUUCAAUUCCACAUCAAUUGUGCACAGUUAUCUGAUGGAGUCAAGUCUUACAUGUAGUGCGUGGAUUAAAACAAAUGUACAUUAUUCACGGGUCGAAGGAGCGGAUUUUUCCCGCACACGACCAAGCAUCGGUGGAAAUUCUUUCAAAGGUACCAACGUCUCGGAGGCCAAAUCCGAAGGGACAGGACCAUUUGAUUUGGAUGAAAGUCCCAUAAGCACGUGCGAAGAUCUGCAAUUUGAAUACUUUGAAAGAGAGAGUAUCGACGCUGAAGUUCAAGAAAUUAAAAAAGGUGAACCUGUUUUGCUGCAUGGUCCGACAGGAACGGGAAAAACCUCAAUAGCGGAACAUUUUAUCGAGUUGAACAAGCAGAAAUUUUUCAUUCGCUGGUUCUUAGAUGUAUCUGAAGCUGAAGAUAGCAUCGUCGCCUCUUUAACCAACUUAGCUCGAAAACUUGGUGUAUCCUAUGAUCAAUUAUUUGAAACUAUCAACAAGCAAGCCACGGAGAGGAAAAUGAUAUUUCUGCUGGACAACUCGAGCAAGCUAAAAGGCUCAGCCCUUACUCGUCCAAGAUGGUUCACGAAGCUUUGGAGUAUCAGGAAAUCGAUUUACAUUAUAAUCGUAAGCAAGGAAGUCUUUUUGGAACCUGAUGAAGCGAAAAGGAUUGCAGUGGAAGAGUUUAAGGAGGCCGAAGCGUUUCUUAAAGACGUUCACACUAACAACCCCGAAGAUAUCCCGAAACUUUGCGAACAUUUUGGUUGGAAUAUCCUUGGUCUGUCAGUUGCCAAAUGGUACAUGAUGGAGUAUGGAUUUCUCGCUCAUGAAUAUCUGGAGUUUCAGUAUGACAGAGUGAAAGAGGAUGUUCGUAGAACUGAAUUAGACCGCCAUGGGAAGACACUUUUCUCAAGCGUGUACGCAUGUUUAGAAAAGGUUGAUGAUUCCAUUCUCCGCACUAUUGCUUGUGUAUCUCUGAUCUAUCAUCAAAUGAUUCCAGAAUUCCUUUUGAUUGGUCAGUUUUCCUCGGGCUCACGAAAGGAGAAUAUGAUCGAGCUAACCCAUGUCAAAAGACAGCUCAAGCCAUUUCUUCGCAUUACUGUCGAAAAGGGCAUUCGUUUCUUUUCUCUUAACAGUUUCACAAAGUAUGUGAUCAGUGAGUUGAUCGAUGAGAAGGAGCGUGCAAAUCUUCCCUGCAGAUUGGCUGGAAUACUCGCGAAGCAUUUCAGCAAGGAUAAUCGCUUUUCAAAAGGAAAUUUCUUGCAGCGUCUCAUGCGUGAACAUGCUAAUAAAUUUCUGCAGCUGUCGGGAAACACGAGAAAUGAAGACGCCCGCACGUCCAUCGCCUUAGCUCGUUUGUCGGAGCUCAUCGGUUUCGUCCUCACUCAGGAAAAACCAUUUAACGAGAAAGUCGCGGAUGAUCACUUUCAACGCGCUCGAAAUCUACUUCACAGCCUGUGCGAAAUACAAACAAACGAUUUCCAAGGCAAUGGAGAAAAAUCACUUUCUGAAAACUUUCCCGAGGAGUAUGGCAUAACCGAGAACGACGAGGCAGUUUCCUUGCGUUUGUUUACUUUGCUGUCACGGAAAAGCUCGGAGCUACCGUUGGAUGAUGUAAAGGAACUUGUUUUCUUGCGUACUAUCGACGAACAGGAUGUUGCAUUGUUUCCUGAAGAAGUCAGAAAGAAUCAGGCCUUGAAGGAAAAGAUUGCAUACUCGGAUCCACUUUCCCUUGAAAAUGUUGAUCUACUUGUUUCCCACGGAGUGGCAUACAGCGAGGCAUCUUACAAGGAGUUGUUUCUACCAGAGCUGUACGUGUCGAUAAUUUACUCCCUAGGGCGAAAUUAUUUCUACAAGAAUUCGACCACCACCCAGAGUCUUAUUCACCCACCUCCUUUUUACGUCAACCUUUUAAAGCUAGCUUAUUGCUUAGCACGGAAGAUAAGCGAACGAAUGAAUCCUGGCGAUGCAGUUUUGCAUGAGUAUUUGGCGCAAACGAAUGGUCUUCUGUAUCUUCUGGUCAACGACGACUUUGUGAAUAAGGAUGGCGAAUUCGUCCAGAAGGAAAAACAACACCACUGCAAUGAUUUGAAGGCUGCCAUCAAACUCUACCAAGCGUUGAUCGAUGACAAAAGGCAAUUCUUCGAAAGAGGAAUGUUAAAGAAGACAAAUGACGACGUAUACAGCAAGUUGGUUUGCCAUAGACAAAUCUUGGUGUGCCUUAAGAAGUUGAUAAAGUACGAGGACGGUGAUGACCGCGAAAAACAUAUCAAAGCUGGCAAUCUUCAUUGCGAUGAACUUUUGAGGCUUUUACGUAUUAUAGCGCCUCAAGAUGGCAAGAGGGAUGUUCUAGUUCAACAGUUCAGAUAUUUCAACGCCAUUGCUGAUUUUUAUUCCAAUAUCCAGAGUUCGAGUAAAGAUCUCCGAUUAAUACACAUCCACAUGAUUUCUGCUGAGUAUGCUAAAGAGCACGAUUUCAUUCCGCAGUAUGUGGACGCUUUGGUUAAACUUGCAGACAUUUUUUGCCGAAUUGGCAUGGAUGAUAAACCCGGGGCAACCCACGUCUCCACCAGUUACGUCAAGCAAUGCGACAGCUUGGAAAGUUGCCGAGAAAUUCAGCGCCGAGAGCCUCAGAUCCAAGAAAAACUUCUGGAUAUUAAACGAAGAAAUCUCAGAGCAAUUUUCAUUCGCUGGGCUUCCUUCCGAUCACAGAGACGGCGGAACCGGAGAGUCAAAUGCACCCCAAAGUUUUGUGGAGGGAGAAAAUGUGCGCUUCUUUAAGAGUGGCGAACCUUAAUUUUUGAGCUAAAAUAUGUUUCAAUAUAUUUCACUUUGAAACUUUGCACUUUUAGUAAAUUUUGGAUGCUCUUUCUAGCCUUACUGGCAAAUUAAAACUUUUUUCCAAUGGAGAAAUGGUUUUUUAAAGUAAUUCUUGAAUAGAAAUAUUCCUUUUUUACUUUUUAAUUGUUGUUAUAUACACAAGUAACGAACCACGCACCAUAUAUCACCCGAACAUAUUGAGCACACAUCACGCUAUAUUUUAUUAUUUUAAUCUGUAAUCACGUGCACGUUCACGUUUCUAAUCGACUCUCUUCGAAGUACUUUUCAGUAAUCAAUCAUAGUGAAUUAGAUUCAGAUACAACUGCAUGUUCUGAUGUUCAUAAUUAUCAUAAAGCUAAUUGUAAUGGUAUCGUCUUAUAGUAAAGGUUUGUUAUAACAGUACAUACGUGUAAUUGGAUGAAAUAUAAAACAU
Dendronephthya gigantea is the source of this 4678-nucleotide messenger RNA. RefSeq lists its product as uncharacterized. The transcript is spliced from 5 exons. The record is from RefSeq and is a predicted model, not a curated record. The coding region runs from base 172 to 4206 and encodes 1344 amino acids. NCBI's taxonomy places the organism in Eukaryota, Metazoa, Cnidaria, Anthozoa, Malacalcyonacea, Nephtheidae.